AUGGGAGCCCGCUGUGGCAGUCGGGUCACCCUGGACCAGGCUGGCUACAUCAGCUGGACCUACGGGAACAACGUGGACUGUUACAUCAACCUCGUAGCGCCGGGGGCAAGCGAUCUUCUGUACCUACAGAUUCUGGAGAACCGGAUCGAGGGCGGGGGAUCGUCCUGCUACGAUCACCUGUACGUGUACGAGGGGAUCCACACGGGAUUCUCCUCCUCCGGGAUCCACGCCGACAUCUGCGGAUCCAGCGGGAUCACGGAGUACACGUCAUCGCUGGAUCACACCCUCACGCUCCGGCUGGUGUCGGACGUCUCCACCCCGGGUUCUUUCACCAUCCUGUACACGGCAUACGCCGACCCGUUCGGCCCUGGCGCGGCCUGUGAGUCCGGGUUCUCCUGUGACGUCACGGACAGGUGCAUCCAUCCCGACCUCAGGUGCGACACUAUGGACAACUGUGGAGACGGCAGCGACGAGCUGUCGUGUUUAACUUCAGGCGACACGUGGGUGUGCAGCGACGGUUCCUCCAUCCCAGCCUCGCUUCUGUGCGACGGAACCCGGGACUGCUCCGACCAUGGGGACGAGAGGACAACGUUCCCAACGUACUGCGCGUCAGUUGAAAUAGCGCCCUCUUGCUACAGCUCGGUGUACCUGCAGCCUGACUCCAGCGGCUACAUCGUCUACAGCAACAACGCGAGUUACAGCGGCACCGUCUGCGCCACCCACCUCUACACCGCCGCCGACUACACCGUCCAACUCGGCCCGUUUGAUCUGACCGACAUGCCGGGCGGCUGUGCGGACUCUAUCCACGUGUGCGACGGGAACGCCAUGUACACGUGUGAAUUCACGACCAGCACUCGCAGCUUCUGUUUAAACGAAUAUCAGGAAGACCGUGUGAGGCGGUUAUCGUCUGAGGUGACUAUCCGCUUGGAGGGAGGCACCGCGGCCGGAGGGAACUUCAAAAUCUUCUACAGACUACAGUAUAUCGGUCCGCAAUCCCUAAGCACAGCCGCCAUUGUGGGGAUCGCCGCGGGAUCAGGGGUCGUCGUCAUGGUGAUGGUGGGCGUGGCCGUGUACUGUUGCUAUAGCAACAACAACAGGUCUCCGUCAACUCCGAGAGUCGGUGUAGAGGGGACCCCCCGUGAACACAUCCCCAUGCAGGCGUACCCGCAACUGUACCCUGCGUCAUCAUCCCUGCCGUACACGUCAGAGCUCUCUGCGCACACGUCAUCAUCCCUGCCGUACGCGGAUCUUCCGUACACCUUGCACCCUCCCCCCGCGUACUCGGCUGAUCCGAGUUCCGCGCCUCCUCCCUACAUGGCGCCGAAGGAGCCGCACAGACGCCUGGUCCAACACCAACCCGACACAGGUCACCAGGGGCUGCCUUAUCCGGACUGAACAACUGGACAUAAAACACCGAAAAAUAACCCAACAUACUUAUCUAUAAGAGUAGGGGAAACAUGGUGUGCUUAGCCAAAGUCUAGUAGCCAGGUGUCCAAACUACCGAGUCUCUUUCGUCCUCUCCACAGUUAAAACAGGUCUUGGCACCAGGCUUGAAUUC
Molecule: messenger RNA, 1558 nt
Organism: Branchiostoma belcheri (Belcher's lancelet)
Lineage: Eukaryota; Metazoa; Chordata; Leptocardii; Amphioxiformes; Branchiostomatidae
Exons: 7
Coding region: 1-1395 (464 amino acids)
Molecular function (GO): protein binding
Source: RefSeq, a predicted model, not a curated record